Messenger RNA from Coniophora puteana RWD-64-598 SS2, 1350 nucleotides. RefSeq lists its product as uncharacterized. The coding region runs from base 1 to 1350 and encodes 449 amino acids. The transcript is spliced from 8 exons. NCBI's taxonomy places the organism in Eukaryota, Fungi, Basidiomycota, Agaricomycetes, Boletales, Coniophoraceae. The record is from RefSeq and is a predicted model, not a curated record.
AUGAGGGUGGUAAUGUAUAGAUUGAGGCAGAAUGAGGAUAUAAACAUUUCAGCAACAAGAGUAUUACAGAUCCAGCCAUACGGUAGCAAUGGAAUGGAGUAUAUUGCAGUAACAGUAAUGCAGCUUGAUCCACAGGACUUUCAAAUUAAAUAUCCACCAUGUGGCAGACACCCCACAGGCUGGAGACCACAAAAACCCAGGACCACCAAGGCACACAGGGAGGCGGAUACCUUCCAAGAUGCAAUAGCAGUGGCACAUCACUCGUCACAGGUACUCAAGCAGGAACUGGUUGAGCAUGCAGAUGUCAAUGCUCUGGAACCACUAGACUUUGGGAAACCAAUGGAUAAAGAUGACCAGCAAGAAUGGGACGAGGAGCCAGGGUACUCUCAUUAUCGCAGCAAGACUUGCCUGAGAGAGACACAUUGUUUACUGGACAACAUAAUCCAAGUCUGGAUGAAGCUGCUGAAGGAGAUUUUAGCAAAGACAAUAAGUUCUUCACACAUCUUGGAAGAAGAGGAGGAGGAGGAGGAGGAGGAGGAGGAGGAGGAGGAGGAGGAGAAGGAGGAGGAGGAGGAGAAGGAGGAGGAGGAGGAGAAGGAGGAGGAGGAGGAGAAGGAGCAGGAAGGGGAGCAGCUAUACGUUCAAGAUGUCCUCAAUGAAGUCCUCCACAUUCCUCUUGAUGAUACAUUAAACUUUUCAGAUUCUGUCCUCAAAGAAUUCUGUAACACCAUCACCCAGGCUGCCCAAAACAAUCCUGGCCAUGAGUAUCCAGGCUUGACAGACUUUGCCUGUACAGUUCCUACAGUGCUCAAAUGGCUGGGCCUCUCAAUGGACAACUUCAUCAUCCAUCUAUGCUUGUGUGACAUUUGCUGGGCUGUCCAUCAUCCCUCCACUCUAGCUGAACUCGAUUCACCAUCCUGCACUGUUGAAGACUGCCCCGGAACCAUCUACAAGGAGAAGUGGCUUGCAGGUGGCAAGAUCAAGAGAGCUCCUAUCAAGUUUCUUCUACCCAUGGCCAACGUUUAUGAUGGAUGGGGCUGGCAAGCUAUUCAGGCAGGACUCGAGAGGCAACACAGAGGAGAGUUUGGCAUACAAGACAUAGACAUGCACAAGCUCAAUCAGCAGUUUGUUUCCUUGCCAUGUGGCCGUGUCCUUCAAUUCAACAUCAACUGGUAUGUUCUACAUCCAUUCCCUAUCAGUGCAUACUAUGUUGUAAUUUGCAACAACCCGCACUCUAUUCAUUACCUCACUGAAGAAAUCAUACUCAUCAUGGUCUUACCCGGUCCACACAAGCCCACUCUACAGCAGCAGAAUAAUGUCAUGGACGAAUUUGUCAACAGCAUCCAUUGA